This is a messenger RNA of Zingiber officinale, 1580 nucleotides long. Its product is annotated as probable trehalose-phosphate phosphatase 6. NCBI's taxonomy places the organism in Eukaryota, Viridiplantae, Streptophyta, Magnoliopsida, Zingiberales, Zingiberaceae. Gene Ontology annotation, molecular function: trehalose-phosphatase activity. The record is from RefSeq and is a predicted model, not a curated record. Bases 129 to 1367 code for a protein of 412 amino acids. The transcript has 9 exons. Gene Ontology annotation, biological process: trehalose biosynthetic process.
GUCGCGCGUGUAUUUUCCUCUCGACGCCGAAGAAAUUACGCUGCAAUUUCGAUUACUUUUUUUACUAUUUAAAUUCGUUGCUCUCUCUCUCUCUCUCUCGAGACCGAGAGAGAAGCCUUAGAUUGCUCAUGGUUUCGGUGGCCGAGAUGAGGAAGCAGAAUGUGAUAGUGCCGGAGGAGCUCGCCCUCACGAGGGCGAUGGCUGCGGCCGCAGCUAGCGGAGGCGACUCCGCCUUCCUAGGCGGAAUCGCCGCAAACUGCAAGAUUGUCAGCCAGCUCGAAAUAGGAAACGGCGGCGCCGGCGGCGCCGGCGGCGGAAGCGCGAGGAUCAACCCGUGGGUCGACUCCCUUCACGCCUCCUCCCCCACCCACGUCAAGGCCGCCUUCUCCGCCGCCCGCGAGGAGGAGGAGUACGAGAAAUGGGCGAGGCAGCACCCUUCUGCUCUGGUAAACUUCGACGACAUCGUCGCGACAUCGAAGGGGAAACGCAUCGUGAUGUUCCUCGAUUACGACGGCACUCUCUCUCCAAUUGUCGACGACCCGGACUGCGCCUUCAUGUCCGACGCCAUGCGAGAAGCCGUGAGAGACGUAGCGAGGCAUUUCCCCACUGCGAUCGUGAGCGGGAGAUGCCGCGACAAGGUGUUUAACUUCGUGCAAUUGAGGGAGUUGUACUACGCUGGGAGCCACGGCAUGGACAUCAAAGGCCCCAGCAAACAAACAAAGCGAACAAAUUCUAAGGACAAAUCUGUAUCCUUCCAACCCGCGAGCGAACACCUUCCCAUGAUCGAUGAGGUCUACAAAACGUUGGUGGAGAAAACAAAUUCAAUCUCAGGAUCGAGAAUCGAGAACAACAAAUUCACUCUUUCAGUUCACUUCCGCUGCGUCGACGAAAAGAAAUGGAGCUCCUUAACUGAUCAAGUCAGGGCAGUGGUCAAGGACUACCCUCAACUCACUCUCACAGUGGGAAGAAAGGUACUGGAAAUUCGGCCAACUAUUAAGUGGGACAAGGGGAAGGCCCUCGAGUUCUUGUUGGAAUCUCUCGGAUUCGCCGACUGCAGCAAUGUGUUCCCAGUUUACAUUGGAGACGAUAACACCGACGAAGAUGCUUUCAGGGUAUCACACAUAAUUCUUAUCCAAUUAAACAUUCAAUCUGUAAAAUAUUCAGUGUAUUUGCACUUCAGGUUUUGCAUGAAAGGGGACAGGGAGUGGGCAUUCUCGUUUCCAAGGUCGCAAAGAAAACCAAAGCAUCGUUUUCCCUCAGAGACCCUACUGAAGUUAAGGAAUUUUUGCGCCGUCUUGUGGAAUGGAAGCGCCGCCCUUCCUCCAAGAACUGAGUUGAGAUUAAUUAAGGAGCUUUUCUUUCCUUGAGUUGGAUCUUGUUGGCAAGGAUUAAUGUAGUUAUUCAAGAAAAUAAAGUAAGAGAUAUAAAAAAACAAAGUGAAUCCCUUAAAUUGUCAAAAAAUUUCCUCCAAGAUCCUUGUUCCCUCCGUGCCUCGCACUGCCAUUAUUCUGUCGGAAAAUGGAAGAGCAUUCACGCAGGCUGUUGAUGAUCUUUUUGUCAGCAAUGAAAUAAAGAAAUAU